AUGACUAAAUACCAAAGUCCUCCAGCAAAAAUCAUUUCUAUUAAAGAUCUGGAACGCGCCUCUCUUCCCUUAGCAACAAAACAGGUUCGUGAAUUUUGGGCAGGUGGUGCAUCAGAAGAGUUUACGUUGGCAGAAAAUAUAAGUGUUUUUGAUGAAUAUAGAAUUAGAACCAAAGUUAUGACAGAUGUCUCUAACAUAGAUAUGAGACCCAAAGAAAUUUUUGGAAAAAAAUACUCAUUCCCAAUUGGUUUUGCUCCAUCUGGCUUUCAUCAAUUGGCAACAGAAGAAGGUGAAAUAGCAACCGCUAAAGCUGCAAAAUCUCAUAAUUGGUUAAUGGCGCUUUCUUCCUACUCUACUAAGUCUCUUGAAGAAGUUAAGCAAGCGGGAGGAGAAAAUGUUGCUGUACUGCAGCUUUAUGUUUUUCAAAAUAGAGAAACUACAAAAAAGCUAGUUGAACGGGCUGAAAAAGCUGGGUAUAAAGCAAUUGCACUUACGGUAGAUACACCUGUUGUUGGUAUGAGACCAGCCGACAAUUACAACAAUUUCAAGUUGCCUUCUUACGUUAAAUUGGGGAACUUUGAAUCUAGAGAUGGUGCUAUUGACAAUCCUGUUUCUCCAGACUCGAUUGCUAGAAAGGCUGUUUUGGAUGAUUCUAAAAAAGAAGAAAUUAAGACCUCCAAUGCUUUAGAUCCAACCCUUACAUGGAGCUCUACUAUUCCUUGGCUUCGUUCUAUUACAAAAAUGGAAAUAUGGGUCAAAGGGGUAGCGACCGCAGAAGAUACAAAAGAUGCUAUUAAUGCUGGUGUAGAUGGGAUUUGGGUCUCCAACCAUGGAGGAAGACAAUUAGAUUCUACCUUAGCAAGCUUGGACUCGUUACCAGAAGUAGUUGCUGCUGCAAAUGGAAAAGUUCCUAUACAUUUUGAUGGUGGUAUUAGACGCGCCUCCGAUGCAUUUAAAGCAUUAGCUCUUGGUGCUGAUUUUGUUUGGGUGGGAAGACCAGUACUAUAUGGACUUCUAUAUAACGGCCAAAAAGGUGUAGAACUUAUGGAAACAAUUUUUGAAACAGAACUUGCAAAUGUUAUGAUGUUUGCAGGUACUCCAAAUGUUUCAGGUAUUGAUAAAAGCAGAAUAGUUAAAAAAGGACACAGACUUCAGAAAUUGUAA
Messenger RNA from Magnusiomyces paraingens, 1164 nucleotides. RefSeq lists its product as uncharacterized. The transcript has a single exon. Lineage: Eukaryota; Fungi; Ascomycota; Dipodascomycetes; Dipodascales; Dipodascaceae. Gene Ontology annotation, molecular function: oxidoreductase activity; FMN binding. The record is from RefSeq and is a predicted model, not a curated record. The coding region runs from base 1 to 1164 and encodes 387 amino acids.